AUGGAUCAAUCAACAAGUACCUCAAGCGACAGCAUUAUCUCCGAUCAAUCAUCAGCUACAUCCGGCGACAGUCUUCUCUAUCACAGUCCAAGAAAACUCUUCGAUCAACCAAUCGAGACUUUCACCCUAGCAUCCACCAAACGAAUCCUCUAUGUCUUCCAAAGUCAAGGCAUCAUUCGUAGAACAUCAACCCUCAAGACCCUCCUCCCCAAACUCAUCGAUCUCGAAUCCAAAGUAUCCCUGAAAGACCACAUCACCAUCGCGCAACUACUCGCCAAUAAAAUGCCUCUCACACGCGCAGAACUUGCCCGAGGAUACUCAAUACUCGACAAGGAAGGACACGAAGUAUUUGGUGGGAAAGAUCAAACUUGCGGGCUCUGUUAUGAGGAGUUACCUGCGAAACUGUUUCGAAGGAAGAAACUGACAACCGAAUGCUUAAAUAAUGCCCGUCACACAUUUUGUACGGAUUGCGUGAAGGCCUAUGUAGUGUCGAAGUGUGAGACGACGUAUUGGCAUCAAAUCACUUGCCCCGGUUGUCCGGAAAAAUUUGAGGCGCAUGAUAUGGAGAUAUAUUUGUGUGGGAAGUUGCUUUCCAAUUACAAGGAGUACAUGAGAACCUUCGCGAUCCGCGAUCUACCCGGAUUCCGCUGGUGUCUCUCCCCCAGCUGUCGCUCCGGACAAGUCCAUGCUCCAGGCGACGAAUCCCCAAAGAUGAUCUGCCAAAAAUGCAAUUUUGCUACAUGCUAUACCCAUCAAUUACCUUGGCACGAUGGUAAAACAUGUGAGGAAGCUGGAGGUUUGAAGUCGAAGGAGGAUGGAGAGUCAGAGGCGUGGAUAAAAUCACAGUCGAAGGCUUGUCCUGGUUGUGGCGUGGCGACCGUGAAGAAUGGAGGGUGUGAUGCAAUUGCUUGUAGCUGUGGUGAAUAUUGGAUCUGGGGUGCGAUUUGA
Sclerotinia borealis F-4128 is the source of this 948-nucleotide messenger RNA. The record is from the annotation of a GenBank genome assembly. NCBI's taxonomy places the organism in Eukaryota, Fungi, Ascomycota, Leotiomycetes, Helotiales, Sclerotiniaceae.